Messenger RNA from Adineta steineri, 7113 nucleotides. Lineage: Eukaryota; Metazoa; Rotifera; Eurotatoria; Adinetida; Adinetidae. The record is from the annotation of a GenBank genome assembly.
AUGGGUGAUGUUAAUAUUAACAAAAAAGAAGGAAUUUUACAAAUUAUUGUACACAAUGCUAAUAAUGUACCUUCAUCAGCAAAAUUUUUAGGAUCACCAGAUCCUUAUGUGAAUAUUUUUUAUCAUGGAGUUAAAAAACAAACAAAUUGGCAACGUUCAACAUGUGAUCCAAAAUGGGAUGAAACAUUUGAUUUUCCUCUCAAUGGCAUUCCAAUACAAAAUACGGAUAUGCUUGAAGUUCAGCUGAAAGAUCAUGAAACAAUUGGAUCGAAUAAACUUAUCGGACAAGGUACAGUACCAUUGAGUGAAGUUCUUCGUGCUGGUACAGUGAAACGACGUGUUGUUCCAUUAAUGAAUCCACAAGGCGUUGCACUUGAAGCUACGAAAUUAUUUAUUACAAUGGAAUAUCUUUCACCAGAUGGUGGUGGAAAACAACAAACAAAUGCAAAAAAUGGUGAUCCAAAUCAAUUUGAUGAUGUACCUUUACAGAAUAACGGUGAAACAGCAUGGAUGGCAGAAUAUAAUGCUGAUUUAGCAUUUAAACGACAGAAUAAACCACGAUCAACUAAACCACAAGAUUUUCAAAUUCGAAUAAAAAUCUUUCAAGCACGUCAAUUAGAUGGAAAUAAUUUACAUCCUGUUUGUCGUGUACGUGUUGUUGGAGAAGAAAAACAAACAAAAAUUCAAAAAGGAACAAAUCAACCAUAUUUUAAUGAAGUUUUCUUUUUUAAUAUCAACAUGUCUGAAGCUGAUUUAUGUGAUGAAAUUAUUGAAUUUGAAGUUUGUAAUUCUCGUACACUUCGAGCUGAUAUGAAAAUUGGAGCAUUUAAAAUGGAUAUUGGUUAUAUUUAUUCUCAAUUAAAACAUUCAAUUAAUCGAAAAUGGUUAUUAUUAAGUGAUGAUGAUGAUAAAAUGUCUGGUUCAAAAGGUUAUCUUAAAGUAACUGUUAAUAUAUUAGGGCCCGGUGAUGAAGCACCAUCACAAGAAAAUGAUGGUGAUGAUGAUGAUAUUGAAAGUAAUUUAUUAAGACCAGCUGGCCUUAUGCUUCGUCCAGCAACAUUUAUUUUAAAAGUAUAUAAAGCAGAUGAUUUACCAAGAAUGGAUAGUGCAUUUUUUCAUGGAAUGAAAAAGAUUUUUACUGCAACAGAAGAUAUUAAAGAAUUGAUUGAUCCAUAUGUUAAUUUUUCAUUUGCUGGUCAACAAGUUUCAUCGAAAAUUGUUUAUACAUGUUCACAUCCAGAAUUCAAUCAAGAACUUCGACUUGGUCUUAAAUUUCCAUCAAUGUGUGAUAAAAUAACACUCACUGUUAUGGAUUGGGAUCGGUUAACAUACAGUGAUAUAAUUGGUGUUGGGUUAAUUGAUGUAUUUAUUAAAGAUAGUGGUUUUCUUCCAACAUUUGGUCCUUGUUGGAUUAAUUUGUAUGGUGCACCACGUGAAUAUUCGGAUAUUCCAACUGCUUUAGAUGUAUUAAACACUGGAAAAGGUGAAGGUGUUGCUUAUCGUGGUCGAGUAUUUGUUGAAUUACAAACAAUUCUUGGUGAAACACCAUCUGAACCUAUUGGUGAUAUAUCAAAUUCUGAUAUAAUUCGUACAUUACCAUAUCAAUCUCGUAAAAAAUAUAAACUACAUGCUGCAUUUCUUGAUGCAUCUAUGUUAUAUGAACAUGAAUCUACACUUGAAUUUGAAAUAAGUAUUGGAAAUUAUGGAAAUAAAUUUGAUGGUGAUGUUGGUAAUGCAAGUUGUUCAACAACACCACCAACAAAUCCUGUUUUUGACGGAACAUCGUAUUAUUUUUUACCAUGGGGACAUACAAAACCAUGUGUACAAGUUUCAAGUGAAUGGGAAGAUGUUACAUUUCGUUUGGAAGCAAUGAAUCAAUUAUCAAAAAUUAAAUUAUUCAUUACUGGACUUUUAUCAACAUUGGAUUUAUUAAGAAUUAAACAAACAACGGAUGAAGUUCUUCUUAAACAUUAUAAACAAUCUCUUGAUAUGGUUAUUGCUCAUUUAAGAAAACCAUUACCUGAACCUGAAGUCGGUCGUCAUCAUGUUAAUGAACUUGAUCGUUUAAGACGUCAAAUGCGUUUGAAAGAUCUUUCGGAAAUGAUUAAAAAAUUAGAAGAUUUAAAAUUACAUGCCAAAACAGCAUUAGAAGUUAUAACUACAUUAGAAGAUAUUAAAGAAAAUCUUGAAUAUCUUGAAGCCGAACCACAAAAUAGUAUACCUGAUGUUAUUAUUUGGUUAUUAUCAAAUGGUAAACGUUAUGCCUAUUAUCGUUUACCAGCCAAUGAAGUAUUUUAUUCAUCACAUGUUGAUCGUCGUGGGCGUCUUUGUGGAAAAGUUCAAACAAUAACAUUAAAAUGGCCAGGAAAAGAGAGUGAUAUUGACAAAGAUAAAAGAAAUUUUCUUCCUGGAGAAAUUCGAGUUAAAAUAUGGUUAGGUUUAGCUAUACAUGAACAAGAUUGGUUAUCACAACAAAAAGGAGCUGAUUUAGCUAUUUAUGCUGAAACAUAUGAAAAUCAAAGUAACGUUUUAGGACAAUGGACAACAGGUGGACCAUUAAUGAGUAGACCAUCAUGGUCAGAUGUUACAGGAACUAUCUCAUUACCACAGAAGAAUUUUCAAUUACCACCUGGAUGGCGAUGGGAAGGUGAUUGGUAUAUUAGUCCAGAAAUAAGUGCUCGAUAUGCUGAUGAUGCUGGACAUAGAAAAUUUACUGAAGAAGUAUAUGAACAUCAAUCUCGUAUAAUGGGUGGAGCUCAAUGGCAACCAAAAGCAGUUCCUUGGACUGAUUUAAAUGGCGAUAAAGUUCCAAGUAAAACUGAAAGAAUUGAACCACCACCAGGUUGGGUUUGGGAAGAUGAAUGGUGUAUUGAUGCAAAUCGAGCUGUUGAUGAAGACGGUUUUGAAUAUUGUGUUAAUCAAACUCUUGGUGGAUGGUGUCCAACUGAAAAAGUAUUUCAUUUAAAUCGUCGACGACGUUGGUAUCGAACUCGUGUUAUCAAAAAAGAUGCACCGGUUGAUGAUAAAAAAGGAAAUUUACUUUUCUUUGAUACAACAGAUGAAAUGACAUCUUUACUUACCUCAUCUGAUGAGGCUGAAAAAAAAGCAACUCAAGAAGGUUUGAGAAAUGAAGGUUGGGAGUAUGCACCAAUGUUUAAUAUGAAAUUUCAUGCUGAUGAACGAAGUAUGGAUAUGACACGUCGUCGACGUUGGCAUAGAAAAAUGGUUCCAUCAGCUGAACAAAAUAUGAUUGAUGCAUCAGGAGCAUCAGUAUCCAGUACAGAUGUUGUAUUUCGAAUGCAAUCACAAGUUCAAGCUAUAACUGAUUCAUCAACUAAAUCUGAACAACAACAACAAAUAGAUGCAUCAUCAUCAUCAACAACAACAACGCCAACUAAAGAUGUUAAAAUUGAAUUAAAUGCACCACGAAUGUAUUUAAGUUUUAAAAAGGCCUAUUUCUAUGAACUUCGUGCAUAUAUUUAUUCAGCAAGAAAUCUUUUAUCUAUGGAUCAUGAUAGUUUUUCAGAUCCUUUUGCGCAAAUUGGUUUCAUUAAUCAAAGUCAACGUACAGAAGUUAUUGAAAAAUCAUUAUGUCCUACUUGGGAUCAAACAUUAAUCUUUUCUACUGUUGAACUUUAUGGUGAACCAGAUGAAAUUCAUCAUGAUCCACCAAAUAUUUUAAUUGAAUUAUUUGAUAAAGAUCAAUAUGGAGCUCCAGAUUUUCUUGGUCGUGUUCAAUGUCCACCCAUUGUUCGUUUAGUACCUGAUGAAACAAAACCACCAGUUAAAUUGAAAUGGUUUCCUGUUAAACGAGGAAAAGAUGAUGCUGGAGAAUUAUUAGCUGCAUUUGAAUUAUUCUUAUUACCAGAAACGGACAGCGAGAAAAAAAUGCCUCCACAACCACCAAGACGUGGUUCUCUAUUUAUUGUACCACAAUCAAUUCGACCUCAACUUGUUCGAACUGGAAUCGAAAUUCUUUCUUGGGGUAUUCGAAAUAUGAAAACAUUCAUGUUAUCAGAUGUUGAUUGUCCACAAGUUGUAUUCGAAGUUGGUGGACAUGAAAUUGAAUCAACUAUUAUUAAAAGUGCAAAGAAAACACCAAAUUUCGAUAGACCAUUAUUAUUUCUUGAUGUUAUGUUACCAAAAGAAGAUCUUUAUGCACCACCAAUGAAUAUUAAAGUAAAAGAUCAUCGAUCAUUUGGAAGAAAACCAGUUGUUGGUUUUCAUGUUAUUAAAUCUCUUGAAUCAUUUCGAUGUGAUCCAAAUGCACCAUCAUUAAGUAUUAUGCAAGCUGCUCAAGCUCCAGCAACACCUGCCGUACUUGCUAUUGAAGAUGUUCCUGGAUCAACUGAUAAAAAAUCGAAAAAACAACGUAAAGAAGAAGCAAAAUCAGGAAAUAAUCUAGCAGAUGGAACAGUUGCAACAACAACAAUAGCAUUAACAACAAAUGAAACAGAUACAACAAUCGUUGAUAAAAAAUCAAUGAAGAAACGUGUUAAACAUUUUUUGAAAAAACAUAAAGGACGAGGAAACCCAAUGAAACCCGAAUCGAAACUGGCUAAAAUACAAAAAUCAAUGAUGGGUAAACAUCAUCAACAAUAUCAAAGUGUUCCAGUUAUUGACGAGCCUCCUGUUGAAGAAGAUAUUGAUUGGUGGUCAAAAUAUUAUGCAUCGAAAGGUGAAUUGAAUAAAUGUGGUUCAUAUGUACAAAAAGGAUAUGAAGCAUUAACAGUUCUUCCUCAUCCACUUGAAUUACAUGAAAUUUAUGAAGGUUUCAGUGAUUUUUGUCGAACAUUUCAAUUAUCUCGUGGAAAAACCAAAUUUGAAGAAGAAAAUGAAAUUGUUGGAGAAUUUAAAGGUCUUUUUAAAGUUUAUCCAUUACCUGAAGAUCCAAAUGAACCAUUACCACAUCGUAUUAUGGAAAAUUUACCAUCAAGUAGUUUAGAAGAUUGUAUUGUUCGAGUUUAUAUUAUUCGUGCUACUGAUUUACAACCAACUGAUUCAAAUGGUAAAUCAGAUCCUUAUAUUGAAAUUGAAUUAGGAAAAACUCGAAUUGAUAAUCGUGAUGAAAGAAUACCAAAUACAACAAAUCCAAUUUUUGGAAAAAUGUUUGAAUUAAAAACUGUUAUACCAACUGCAAAAGAUUUAACAAUUCGUAUUAAAGAUUGGGAUUUAUUAACGUCUGAUGAUGUUAUUGGACAAACAACAAUUGAUUUAGAAAAUCGAUUUUUAAGUAAAUAUCGAGCAACAUGUGGACUUCCAUUACAAUUUAAUGUUACUGGUCCAAAUCAAUGGCGUGAUAGUGUUCGUCCUCGAAAAAUACUUUUUGAUGUUUGUAAAAGAAAUAAUUUACCAGUACCAGAAUUAAUUGAUGAUCAUACAAUUAAAAUUGGAGAAUCAGUUUUUCAUCUAGAAGAUUUUGAACAAGAAAAAAAUUUAACUAUUCAUGUUGGAGAUGAUGAAGAACGUUUAGCUUUAUAUAUCUUACAUAAAUUACGUUUAUGUCCAGAACAUGUUGAAACUCGACCACUUUUUAAUCCAUUACAACCAUUAAUUGAACAAGGUCGAUUGGAAUUAUUUGUCGAUAUUUUUCCUAAAUCGCAAGGACCACCAGGACCAGUAUUUGAUAUUACACCACGAAAACCAAAACCUUAUGUACUUCGUUGUAUCGUUUGGAAUACCAGUGAUGUUAUAUUACAAGAAACAUCUAUAACAGGAGAAAAAAUGUCUGACAUUUAUGUUAAAGGAUGGAUGAGUGGAAAUGAAGAUGAUGUACAAAAAACGGAUAUACAUUAUCGUUCAAUGGAUGGUGAAGGAAAUUUCAAUUGGCGUUUCGUUUACGAUUUUCUAUAUUUACCUGCUGAACGAUUUUUCAUCAUGAUGCAAUUUUAUUCAUCAUUAUUUGAAGAAACAAUAUCUAAUAUCAAUAACUUACAUUUACCACAUUCAGAUAUAUUAGUUUAUAAUCUUUCAUCAUCAUCAGUCAUUAUACAAAAUAAUACAAUAACAACAGUAUCAUAUGAUCCAUAUAGACAUUUAACUGAAACAAUUGUAUAUAAAUAUAUAUGUUUAACAAUAUUUAUAAUCGGGGUGAUUGGAAAUUUACUUAGUGUAUUAGUAUUUAGUCGACCAUCAUUACGACGUCGUUCAUGUGCUAUAUAUUUUCUUGCAUUAGCUAUAACUGAUAUUGCUUCAUUAUGUUCUUCAUUUAUUGAUACCGUCCUACCAUCAUAUAAUAAUGUAUCAUUAACAAUAAAAUCAAUAUUUAUAUGUAAAUUAAAUCCACUAAUGGUUUAUUUUACAACAGAUUUAUCCAAUUUUUUAUUAGCUGUUGCAUCAAUUGAUCGAGCUGUAUCAAUUCAAUGUCCAGUUAAAUCUCAACAAUUUUGUCAAGCACGUAUUGCUGUUUAUAUAAUUCUUAUAAUGUCAAUUGUGUUUCUACUUAUAAAUGGUCAUAUAUUUUGGGGUUUUGAAAUAGUUGAUGAACUAACACAAAAGAUUUGUUUACCAUCAAAAACAAAAAUUGUUUAUUAUAAUGAACCUCAUUCAAUGACAUAUGAUCGUUUUUAUGCCAUAUUUGACUCCUUAGAUAUGCUAUUUGCUGUUGUUAUUCCAUUUAUUGUUAUGUUAAUAUGUAAUAUUAUUAUUCUUAUACGUGUUAUAACUUCGAGACGUUCAGUAACAACUGUUGUUACAACAACAUCACAAUCAAAAAAAUCACGUAAAAGACAUGAAAAAGAAAGACAAUUAACUGUUAUGUUACUUGGAAGUGCAGCUGCAUUUUUAGUAUUUACAUUACCAACAGAAAUAAAUGAUACAGUACGUGCUUUCCGUCCAUCAGAUUUUUCUCAAACACAAGGUGCGCAAGCAUUAAUGACAGCUAUAUUUAUUGCUAUGGGACAAUUAAAUCAUGCAAUUCAUUUUUAUAUCUAUACAUUAACUGGUGGAGUUUUUCGAAAUGAAUUAAUACAAUUAUUUACUUUUUCAAAAUAUAAAUUAUUAAGACAAACAAAUUUAUCAUCAACAAGACAAACAACUAUUCGUGAUCAUCAUCCUUCAAAAAAUUCAUCAAAACAAAAAUCUAUUCAUGAUGAUAAUGAUACACCAACUUAA